AUGAAGAUGGAUGAAAGUGGAGAACACAGGAAGUUGCAACUACAAGAGUUAGAGGAAAUUCGCAAUGAUGCCUAUGAAAAUGCAAGAAUUUACAAAGAGAAAACGAAGGCUUUUCAUGACAAGAUGAUUUCUAGGAAAAAGUUUAAAGUUGAUCAAAAAGUCCUUCUAUACCCAUCUCGGCUUCGUCUAUUUCCUUGUAAGUUGCGUUCUCGUUGGAUUGGACAUUUUAUUGUUACUAAUAUUUUUCCUUAUAGUGUAGUUGAAAUUCAAAGCUUAGCAACUUCCAAGAUAUUCAAGGUGAAUGGCCAUAAGCCUAAGCUUUUUUAUGAAGGUUUCCAAGUAGAGAAUGUGACAGAAGUGAACCUCCAAGAUCCAAUUUAUUCCGAUUGA
Molecule: messenger RNA, 390 nt
Organism: Mangifera indica (mango)
Lineage: Eukaryota; Viridiplantae; Streptophyta; Magnoliopsida; Sapindales; Anacardiaceae
Exons: 1
Coding region: 1-390 (129 amino acids)
Source: RefSeq, a predicted model, not a curated record